CCCCCCGAGCCAUGCCCUAACGCCAGCGCCACGCAGACCUUCGACUGGAUGAGGGUGAAGAGGAACCCACCCAAGACAGGUGAGUUUGGGGAGUACGGACUCCUGGGCCAGCCCAACACCAUCCGCACCAACUUCACCACCAAACAGCUAACGGAGCUGGAGAAGGAGUUCCACUUCAACAAGUACCUCACCCGGGCGCGGAGGGUGGAGAUCGCCGCCACCCUGGAGCUCAACGAAACUCAGGUCAAGAUCUGGUUCCAGAACAGGCGGAUGAAGCAGAAGAAGAGGGAAAAGGAAGGUCUUGCCCCGGCCACUGCCCCCAGGUCUGCGAAGGAGGGGGGUGAAGCCUCAGACCAGUCCACCUGCACCUCCCCCGAGGCCUCCCCCGGCUCCGUUUCCUCCUGA
This is a messenger RNA of Nestor notabilis (Kea), 405 nucleotides long. RefSeq names its product homeobox protein Hox-B1-like. The annotation marks the transcript as partial. Gene Ontology annotation, molecular function: DNA-binding transcription factor activity, RNA polymerase II-specific; RNA polymerase II cis-regulatory region sequence-specific DNA binding. Lineage: Eukaryota; Metazoa; Chordata; Aves; Psittaciformes; Psittacidae. Gene Ontology annotation, biological process: regulation of transcription by RNA polymerase II. The transcript is spliced from 2 exons. Gene Ontology annotation, cellular component: nucleus. The record is from RefSeq and is a predicted model, not a curated record.